AUGUCUUCAGAAAGAGGCGGAGCCGCCGGUGAGGGGCAACGGGAAUUGCACGUUCUCGCCGUCGAUGACAGCUCCGUCGACCGCGCCCUCGUCGCUCACCUUCUGCGUAGCUCUAAAUUCCGUGUGACUACGGUGGAUAGCGGGAAGCGUGCGCUGGAUCUGCUGGGAAUGGAGAGGAAUGUGAGCAUGAUAAUUACGGACUACUGGAUGCCGGAGAUGACCGGACUGGAGCUGCUGAGAAAGAUUAAGGGUUCGUCGGAGUUAAAGGCGAUUCCGGUGGUGAUUAUGUCGUCCGAAAACGUCCCCAACCGUAUACGCACGUGUUUGGAUGAGGGCGCUGAGGAUUUUCUUCUGAAGCCGCUGCAGCCGUCGGAUGUGUCACGGUUAUGCAGCCGCGUGCUGAGAUGA
This is a messenger RNA of Dendrobium catenatum, 408 nucleotides long. RefSeq names its product two-component response regulator ORR5-like. The record is from RefSeq and is a predicted model, not a curated record. The transcript has 5 exons. Gene Ontology annotation, biological process: cytokinin-activated signaling pathway; phosphorelay signal transduction system. Lineage: Eukaryota; Viridiplantae; Streptophyta; Magnoliopsida; Asparagales; Orchidaceae. Bases 1 to 408 code for a protein of 135 amino acids.